Molecule: messenger RNA, 2577 nt
Organism: Mesocricetus auratus (golden hamster)
Lineage: Eukaryota; Metazoa; Chordata; Mammalia; Rodentia; Cricetidae
Gene: Znf488
Product: zinc finger protein 488
Exons: 2
Coding region: 162-1175 (337 amino acids)
Biological process (GO): regulation of DNA-templated transcription
Cellular component (GO): nucleus
Source: RefSeq, a predicted model, not a curated record
GGAAAGUUCCAACCUGCCCAGAAAACAGCUGCACAGGGAGCGAGGCCACAGGCGCUCCCUGCAGAGGUGCAGAGGCCAGUGGUCGAGUGCAUCCAGUCCAGUCUCACAGCUCCUCCUGGGGUAGCGACUAGGCCUUUGGGACUCCAAAGCCCUAUAGACUAAUGGCUGCUGGAACAUCCACCUUGCUUAGCCUGUCAGGCCCUGCUGAUCACACGGCUGAGGGCAAAGGGGCUUCUUUGAGUGCUUCAGUUGAGAAAAGAUGGAGACUCACAGAACCCAAGCAGAUCCAGUCGGGGCUGCUCAAGAAAAUAGUUCUCCUGGACUCUGGAGCUGCUACAGGUAAGGAUGGCCAAGACGUGGUCUCUUCUGAGCCAAGCCUGUCAACAGCACCGAACGAGCCUCGAGUGGAUGGGCCUCUGGUCUGCAAGGCAUGCUCAGAGCAGAGACAGGGUGCCUUCAUGGAGCUGUCAUAUCUCCGGAAGAAGCCAGGGGACAGUCAAGCCCAGAAGAGGAAGCCAGAGGACCCAGAAGGCUGCCUUGGCACUGAGCAGCUGCCCUCAGAUCACCCCAGAGCCUCAGUGGAUGACCCAAUGUACUCAGGCUGGCCAGGAGCGGCCCGGAGGGAGCAGAGGAGUGCUUUUAGCAAGCCAGCCAAGCGCCCAGCAGAGAAACCUAGACGCUCCCCCAUGCUUCCGGACCGUGGAAACGUAGAGGGCCCGUGGGAGCUCUCAGGACUCAUCACCACUAUGGACAUCCCAGGGUGGACUCAGCUGUCAACGUUCAAGCUCAUGGGUGAUUUCUGGAGAUUGCACACAUUGUCGCAGAACAUUCUGCUCUGUAAUGCUUUCCAGGGGGCUCCCACACCCUGGCUGGAUCACACCCAGGUGCAAGGGCACACGUCCUCCACACGCUCUGCCACGGCCUCUCGGGCUCUCUUGCCUCCCACCCUCUCCUCCCCAGGCCUGUCCACUCAGAACUGGUGUGCUAAGUGCAACCUUGCCUUCCGUCUCACGGCUGACCUGGUCUUCCAUAUGCGUUCCCAUCACAAAAGGGAGCACGUGGGUCCCGACCCACAUUCUAAGAAACGGAGAGAGGAAGUUCUCACUUGUCCCAUUUGUCACGAGUACUUCCGGGAGCGCCACCACCUUUCCAGGCAUAUGACGUCACACAGUUAGCAGGUGGCUAAGGAGAAACCCAAUGGCCAUAGUAUCCAGAGCUCAGUGUUCAGGCACAGGUGACCCCUGGCCUGUAUUGAGAAGGUUGUCACAGGUGUCUUCAAGGUUAUUCCCUCUGCUUCUCAGAGAUGAACAGCUCAGUUAUAAUUUGUCAGAUGUCCCAGUCCUUGUGAUGUGUUUUCCUGGAAAGUCAUUCAUUAAAAUGGCAAGCUUCGCUCAUGGAAUAAGGGGACCCAUGACCCAGGGAACAGGGCUGCUGCUGGCUUUGUUCCUAGUUCUCUGCAUGGAAGCAAGUGAUCACAACACCCUUGGCUUUGCUGGCAAGCAAGCCUGCAUUCAAUCUGGGCUCUUUCGCCUAGGAGCCAUGACCUUGGACAUGUUCCUAUAACUUGCCGUCCCUCAGUUUUCUCGUUUUUAAAUUGUGUGUUAAUGGAACGUCAUCAGUCUUGAGGAAAGUGAGUGGUAAGUGGCCAGCUCAUUUCCUGGUAGCCUUUGAAGUUCAUAGUCACUGCUUGAGUUAGUCAGAUACCUUAUCUGUGGAAUAUCAGGGGCAAACAAGUAUUGUGUUUCUCUGUCACGAGUGUGCACCAUGGCUAAACAUAAGCUUGACUUGGUAGAUAUGGCUCAGGCUGCAUCCAAGUCUAUGACCUUUUCCUGCUGGGUCAGUAUGCUGGAGACAGACAAGCUGAGAGUACAAGAUGGCAGCCAAAAUGCCCAGCUAGAUUCCCAGUCUCUGCCUGCAUCAUAAGCCUAACCUCCUCCGGGCCACUGUAAAUCCAGGUCUCAAGUGGCUACGUGGGAAAGUGGCCUGAAACCACAUCAAGGGUGUGGGGGCUGGCAAUUCAACCAUCCUAUUCUCUGGGUCUUUGCACUGAAUCGUGAGGAGAGGAAAACAGAAAUACAUCACUUGUUCUGCAUGACUUCCAGGUGCCAGCCUUCCUUGUGACCCUGAGUUUGGCAGGAAAGGCCAACUGAAGGGCACUCAGAAUGAGGGCCCCAGGAGGCCCUUUGCCUCUGGUCAUACUGCCCUCACAACACUGUAGGACAUAGACAGCGAGUUCUCAUCCUACUGCAGAAGAGUUUACACUUGGAAAGGUUGAUGACUUCCCAAGGCCACUACUCUGGAGUACUUUGGAAGAACAAAAUCCUGUGACCCCCAGAUCUGAUCGAAUGUCUCUUCCAGUCUGCUGCAUAUCUGCUUAGCUAGCAUGGCCAUGGAGCAUACUGUGUGACUCAAGAUUGGAAACUUAGAGGCUGGCCUAGUCUUCUCAUGUCCAAUUUCAACUUAACCUUGUCACUUGUGCACAGAUACACACACACACACACACACACACACAUGCACACACACAUACAUGCAUAUAUACAGAGACAAAGAUACAUGCACCCACAGAGACACAGACAC